AUGAGUCCAGUGCCAGCGCGGGUGCCUGCACGGAAGAGCUGCCGCACGUCCGUGGAGGGCGACGAGUGCUUCGCGAGGGUGGUGUGGUCGAUGCAGACGGGCGUGGUAAAGUACCCAGAGUGGUUUGCUCCCCUGACCGGCAGAUCCAGCUUCGAGGCCUUCCAGCGGCACUUGCACGGCUCAGCCAGGUUUUCCAGCGUGUGCCCCGAGCCCUGUGGAGAGCCAUCGGAGCGGGUCGUGGCCGCACCAGCACACGCGUCUGUCUUUCCUGGGUACGAGCUGGUCGGGAGCAAUUGCUUGUGCGGGAACAAGAUAAAGGGCUUCAGCGAUGAGCACGAGACCCUUGAGCUGUGCGCGUCUGAGUGCAAUUUGUACCCUCACUGCAUGGCCAUUGGCUUGCAUCCGCCAGAAGAUGCCAUGUGGGGUGGCCACUGCGACCUGUACGACGCUCUUUGCCCUGCCACGGACGGGCACGAUGCGAACACCACCUGCGCCAAUCCCCUCACAGUGGCCGCCCUCAGUAAUAACUACAACAAGGUGCCGACCCCCUCGCCCACGCCUGUUCCACCACCUCCCGCAGUCGUCUGUGAUGUUAUCAAUGGUUCUUCUCCGAGUUCUCAGUAUCCGUGUCAGUGCGAUUCCUCUGUGUGCGAACUCAAUCAGCUUUGCUCCGCAGGCUCAUGCAUGCCCAUGUCGGUUCUGCACGUGCAGUGGCCGUGCUCGAACCCUGGGAUUGGCAACCCGUACUUCAGCCUUGCCGGAACAAGUCAGACAGGAGCCCCAAUCUAUUCCAACGCCGAUGGCAAUUCUAUCUAUUGGGACGCUUCUUGUGACGGGUACGUGCGUGCAGGAGAUGAUCGCGUACCUAGAUGGAUCCUUGAUCAGGGGGUACCAUCAUUGGAUGCUGACAUGGAUCUAGACCUUGAUGGGCAAUGUUCCUAUUUUGGGCACACUGGCUCUGAUGACAAGUAUGGUGUCCCCUUGGGUGACUCAAACUGGACAGUUUUUUGCGAUGGUGCACAGCUCACUGCGACGGUAGCGAUCACGAUGCUGCACGACAUGCCUGCGACCGCGACCCCAAGCCCGACGUUAGAGCCUGGAGUACCCUGCGCUUGCGAGGGACGAUGUGGAACAUUUCCCUAUAUGGACGUCGAUGGUGACGGUUGCCUUUCUCAGGCGGAGACCGAUUUGGUGGAGCAGCUCGCGGGGCACUUUACCGAAAUGGAUGCGGAUGAGGACGGCUGCGUCACCCAGGAUGAGUGUGCGGCGUCGGAUUUCUCUGCAGAUUUGCCCACCUUCCCGAUCCAAGGACCAGCUCACUGUGACUACGGGUGGUGCUUUAUGCCAGGCACCAGCGUUUGCGUGGUAUGUCCCAAUGGGGAGACGAGGCGGCGUCGAUCGGAAUCGUGCACCGACUGCCCCGCCGGCAAAACGGACGUCGGAGACUUUGACAACUGCAUCGGCGGCAUCUACCUCCUCCAGCCCAUCGGGGUGGGGGGCACCGUCGCCUUCGUCAACACCGACACCGACGAGUCCGGCUACGUGCUGACGAAGGGCGACUCGAUCAACAUUGCGACGCGCAACCCCGGCCAUUACGAGGUGGCAACGAUCCAGGACAAGAUCGGCUUCGACUCCAGCCGGCGGCCCUCGCCCGCCCACGAGGCCCUGCUCCGCAGCAGCGGCCCCUUCUUCGUCCUGGAGGAGGGGGCGCGCAUGCCCUUCGAGACCUACGACGCGGUCACCCUCGCGUGCAGCGCGGGCGACGGGCGCACCUUCUCCAGCAACUACCCGUGCGGAUGUGGCGUCGCCGUCUGUCAGUCUGGAGAGAGGUGCGAUCUUUCUGAGACAUCGGGCUUUGGGAGCGCUGGGCUUUGCAUUCCUGGGCCCGCCGGGGCUCCCCUGCCGACGCCUGCCCCGACCAUCUCUGCCCGGGGCGACCCGCACCUGGUCAACCUGAACGGGGAGCACUUCGACGUGAACCACGGGGGCGAGUUCACUCUGCUGCAGAUCCCCCAGACCACGAGGCCCCCGCUGCUUGAGCUCAAGGCCUCCAUCGGCCCCGAGUUUGGGAAGCCGUGCACCACGUACAUCACCGAGCUCGAGCUGUCUGGCCUGUGGCUCGACGGCCAGGUCGUGCAGGUCCGCUCCUACCUCAGGUCGCGCGAGGGGAACGAGACCGACAAGUUCCUGGGCCUCCGGGUGCUCCGGCCUACCAGCGUGCCGUCCCAGGUCCCGUGGGAGAAGCUGGAUGAGAGGGACGAUCCCAUGGUCAUCUCGGAGGGAAGGGGACAUUCGAUGCGGGUCACGCUGUCCACGACAAAGUGGCACACCAACAAACGCGCCUGGGGGAAGGCGCCGAACGUGGCGGGGCAGGUCGAGAUCGGGCUGCAGAAUAUCUUUCACAGGCACCACAAGGACGCGGCCACGCAGAUCGUCAUGCGCCAGGACUUGCCCUUGCAGGAGCACCUGAACCUGGCCGUGCGGCACCUGAGCUCGCUCGCCCGCAUGGACAUCGGCGGCCUCCUCGGGUUCGACCCGCACCCGGAGUCUCUGGAGGACGUCACGCCCGAGUGCCAGCGGCACAGGGACGGGCUCGACCGCGAGCGGGGCCCGCGCUCCAAGAAGGCGUGGAAGGUCCGCUGGGAGAAGGUCAAGGAUCGACAGCGCGGGCAGGCCCAGGCCCCCGGCGGCAGCAUGAACGACAACGAGGCGGCCUCGAGCCUGAUUGGCCAAGCGCGACAAGCGAGGGACAGAUAUGAUGUGCGUGUGCGCCGAUGA
Molecule: messenger RNA, 2778 nt
Organism: Prorocentrum cordatum
Lineage: Eukaryota; Dinophyceae; Prorocentrales; Prorocentraceae
Source: the annotation of a GenBank genome assembly